Messenger RNA from Bursaphelenchus xylophilus (pine wood nematode), 657 nucleotides. Lineage: Eukaryota; Metazoa; Nematoda; Chromadorea; Rhabditida; Aphelenchoididae. The record is from the annotation of a GenBank genome assembly.
AUGAUGAAUGUUAUCAGAGCCAAACGGAAAUCAGAGUUUCUUUUAUUAGAAGUGGAUAUCAAAAAGCAAAAAAUAGUAGUAAUUCAGCCAAAGGUACAUAUUAUGAAUAUUAUUCCAACUGUUACAAUAAGUUUUAUAGAGUUCUCAUCUUUCAAAAAUGGGUUACUUCGAGGAUAAAACCCAUUUUUUGUCCAUUGAGGAGACAAUUUAUUUGGUUCAAAUUGGUGCCGCAGCUGUUUUAACCCCCACCUCAACAUACCCUUUAAGUUUGUCACAGCUGAUCGCACUACUUCCUCUUUUUGGAAGUUGCCUUCAACGAUUCUCCGUAUUUAGCUCCCUUUACAGUAACGGGUUUGUUGUUUCUCGUCUGGAGACUGAAGGGUAAUUCUAGUUAUGGUUUUAUGUAAACUUAUUUUUAGAGUGCAAUACUAUAAGAUUCAAAAAGAACCAGAAGGCUAUGAACCGUAUUUUAUGUUCUUUGCCAGGUAAAUAAGGAGGGAUUAUUAAGAACCUCCAUGCAUAUUUAGCUCCAACGUGCUACAAUCUCUUCCGCAGAACAGAAUCAUUAUCCCCACGGGCAGCACAACCGUCCCUCGCUUUCGAUUUCUGGAUUCAAAUCAAAGUUUCGAUCUGAAAACCACUUUUCUAGUGCAAUAA